This is a messenger RNA of Rhizophagus irregularis DAOM 181602=DAOM 197198, 897 nucleotides long. RefSeq lists its product as uncharacterized. Lineage: Eukaryota; Fungi; Glomeromycota; Glomeromycetes; Glomerales; Glomeraceae. The record is from RefSeq and is a predicted model, not a curated record.
UCCAAUUGGAACAUUUCUAUAAUUGUACAUAAAGUAAUUAAGCUUUAGGUUAAUUUGUAUUUUAAAUAAUUAAAGUUCAUUCUAUGACUUAUAAUUUUAGCAGAUAUAAAUUGUUUUACGGAAAACGUAUCAGAUAUGGUUCACACAACCAAUCACGUGUAUCGCGUGUAAAAUUUAUAAAUAGAACAGGUUAUAUGGAUCAUCGCCACAACUUUCUUAUUCUCGUCAACAGAUUUAUAAAAUAAUGGAAGGAUUGCUAUCUGAUUUGGACAAACUUAAUGUUAAAACUGAAGAUGAAUUAUUUAUAGACCAAUUUUCAAAAUUAUCCGCCGGUAAUAGUAACAUUAAUAAACCGACAGAAAAUCAAUCAUUUCCAUAUGCUACUCAUAAAAUGUUUGGUAACGAUAUUUUACCUUCAACAACAACAACAACAACAAAAAGUGUUGAAGAUAUUUUAUAUUCAACAAAAAGUUUAAAAAGUUUUAACACGUCCGCGGUCGGUAACGAAAUUAACGAUAAUAAUGAUAAUGAAAUCGGGUGGUUCCAAACCCCGAAAGUAAAUGAAGAAGACGAAGGUUGGGGAGAUCUACCAGACGUGAACACUAGCGUGGAUUCAAAUCGUAGAUUUGGAAUGAACUCAAUACUUAGCGACGAGAAUCUUAAUUUAACAAGAGCUAACGUAAAUCAAAAAUAUAUUUUUGGAUCAGAAUACAUAUCAAAUAAUAAUAAUUUACAGUUCGGUUUCAGGACGACGAAUAGUGAAACGAAUCGAGGAUUUCCAACAGCAGCAGAAAAUAAUUUUAGAUCAAUUAAUAAAUAGUGUAUACGUUGAAUAGUUAUAAUUAAUGAAUAGGUAAUAAUUGAAUAUUUUGUAGUUCAAAAUACCUCCUGUAUAAU